Molecule: messenger RNA, 3845 nt
Organism: Sceloporus undulatus (fence lizard)
Lineage: Eukaryota; Metazoa; Chordata; Lepidosauria; Squamata; Phrynosomatidae
Gene: SLCO4A1
Product: solute carrier organic anion transporter family member 4A1
Exons: 12
Coding region: 270-2468 (732 amino acids)
Biological process (GO): transmembrane transport; sodium-independent organic anion transport
Cellular component (GO): membrane
Molecular function (GO): protein binding
Source: RefSeq, a predicted model, not a curated record
GGAAGGGAGAAAGAGAAGCAGAGAGAAAGGAGGAGAAACUGAUGAAAGGAGCGGAGGAGAUCGGAGAGCCCUGGUGCCCCAAAGACAGAAUGAAGUGGCUCAGGAUCUCUUCUUUGCCCAACUACUCAUCCACGCAUUUAUGACAAAUUCUCUCCUCCAAAAAAACAAAGAUAAUCCACUGUUGCAAGGACACCAAACCAAUCUUAGAGUGGGAAAAGGGAUACAGAGAAGGAGAAAGAAAGCAUAACACACUAGUUAGCUCCUCUUUGAUGGAAAUGCCUCACAAGUUGGUGGGAGAAAAUGGCUUCAAUUGUACCCAGAAACUUAUUUAUUCAAACACAUCCAACUCAAUGGAGAACAGCCUUCCUUUUGAUACACCCAGCCCCAAGGAAUCUUGUGAUACCCCUCUGAGCAACGGCACUUUCUACUCCAAUGCAAACAGCCCUUCGGACUCUUGCGUUAAGCCCCUCUGUGACAUGAUAUCAGAAAAUGACAACCACUUCAAUGCAGGAAUUAAAUAUGUCUCCUCGGAAGGAGAGGCUCUUGUGUGCGGGUGGGGCGGCUUCACUCCAAAUUGUUUACAGUUCUUCAAUAAACCCAAAGGAGUCUUGUUCUUCCUUUGUGUGGCUUCUUUCCUCCAGGGAAUGACAGUGAAUGGUUUCAUUAAUACAGUCAUCACCUCAAUAGAGAGGCGAUUCGACCUGCAGAGCUACGAAAGCGGGCUGAUCGCCAGCUCCUACGACAUUGCCGCCUGCGUGUGCUUGACAUUUGUCAGUUACUUUGGGGGCAAUGGGCAUAAACCACGGUGGCUUGGAUGGGGCGUCUUGAUCAUGGGGAUUGGGUCCAUUGUCUUUGCACUGCCCCAGUUCACCACCAGCCAAUAUGAAGUACACUUCUCAGAGGACCUGGGCAUGUGCUCCUCCAAUCAGAGCAUGAGAUGCUCAGAGAGUGUCUCCAGCCUCUCGAAUUACCGCUUUGUCUUCAUGCUUGGACAGUUCCUACAUGGAAUCGGAGCGACGCCACUUUAUACCCUUGGAGUGACAUAUUUGGAUGAAAAUGUCAAGUCCAACUAUUCCCCUGUAUAUAUUGCCAUUUUCUACACUGCUGCCAUAUUGGGUCCUGCAGCUGGUUAUCUGGUUGGAGGAGUCUUUCUAAAUAUUUACACUGAAAUUGGGAGACAAAUUGAUCUGACCCCAGACAAUACUCUAUGGAUUGGAGCUUGGUGGAUAGGAUUCUUGGGUGCUGGGGCAGGUUCCCUUUUGAUUGCGAUUCCCAUCUUGGGUUACCCACAUCGCCUGCCAGGAUCCCAACGCUACAUUGUCAUGAGGGUUUCGGAAGCCCAUCAGCUGAAAGAUGGCAGUCAAAAAACAGCUUCAGAUCCUGAUUUUGGAAAGACGGUUAAAGACCUCCCACUGUCAGUAUUGCUGCUACUAAAGAACCCAACCUUCAUCUUCCUUUGCUUGGCUGGAGCAACGGAGGCAACACUUAUUGCUGGCAUGUCCACCUUUGGUCCCAAAUUUCUUGAAUCCCAGUUUAGCUUAAGUGCCUCAGAAGCAGCAACCUUGUUUGGCUACCUUGUGGUUCCAGCAGGAGGAGGAGGCACAUUCCUUGGAGGUUUCAUUGUGAACAAAUUUAAGCUGCGUUGUUCAGGAAUCAUCAAGUUCUGUUUAUUUUGCACCCUGUCAAGUCUGUUGGCCAUUUUCAUCUUUUUUAUUGAUUGCCCUAACAUGCCCAUGGCUGGAGUAACCCAGAUGUAUGACAGAAGUGUCUUAUUACAAGGCCACCUCAAUCUGUCUGCUCCCUGCAAUGCGGACUGUGACUGCCUUCGAGAGAUGUACAGUCCUGUAUGUGGAAAUGAUGACAUUAUGUAUUACUCGCCCUGCCAUGCUGGCUGCAAACAAGUAUCAACCACUCAUGAGAGUGGGAAAAAGGUUUACCAUGAAUGCAGCUGCAUUUUGGGGCCUGCUCCCCCUUCAUCUGGUUUGGCUACAGCGGGGAAAUGUUCAUCUUCAUGCGAGAGAAGGACCCUUCUUUUGCUUUUCAUCUUUGUUGUCAUUCUCUUCACAUUCCUAAGCAGUAUUCCUGCUCUGACAGCUACUUUACGGUGUGUUCCUGACAGGCAACGGUCCUUUGCUCUAGGAAUCCAGUGGAUUGUAGUCAGGACUCUAGGUGGCAUUCCAGGACCAAUUGCCUUUGGAUCAAUGAUUGACAAGUCAUGUCUCCUCUGGCAGAACCAAUGUGGUGAACAAGGAUCUUGCUUUGUCUACCAGAAUUUUGCCAUGAGUCGAUACACCCUGAUUGCUGGCCUUAUAUACAAGGUGAUGGGAUCUUUGUUUUUUCUACUUUCCUGCCUGCUCUACAAACCUCCUCCACCAGAAUCCAUCCCAGGCAGUUCCAACACAUCUGAAAAUGGCAACUGUGACCUCCAGAAGAGCAAAUGUCCUCAUCAGUCUCAAGACAAUGUAUAGCACUUUGGAUGUGACAAGUGACUUCCAAACAAGAUACUGUGUCAAAAUAUGUAUUAGUCUCUUCCUGUUAAUGAUUGAUAUUAUUUUAUUUUUGUUCAUACACAUACACAAUUUUCAGGGUGAGUAAUUUAAUGCAGUUUUGGUAUAAUUGUAGUCUUUUCUGUGGAGAAAAAGCACACUGCAACACUUGUGCACUUGCCUUUCCACCUUGAAAUGUGGUGUUGCGAAGAUCUUUGAGGCCUUUUCCUGUGAAGACAAAUGGAGUUGGGAGGAUCUCAGAGAAAAACUCCUGCCACCAUCUUGAUGGCUUUUCUCCAUGUGGGUGUUGUCAUUUUUAAAAAAUGGAGCACCACCAUCUUUCAGAACAGUCGAGAUGGCAGUAUCGAUAGGGCAUGGGAUUGUGUUUUUCCUCCUUGGCCCAAGUGAGGGGUAUAUUUUAGAGACUGCAUUUCUACGGGACCUCAGAAUAUCACAAAGGUUUGUAGCAUCAACUUUACUGACAUCACAGUGUUAAUUUAAUUUAUUUAAAGAAGGGCUAAACAUAGCUUCAGACCAUUCCUGUACAAAUCACUUAAGACAAAACACCUGUUGUGGGCCAUGUAUUCAAGUUGACUUUUUGUAGUAUAAGUGAGAUUUGUCUGGCCUAUUGCUGCUCCUAGCCAGAAAAUCAGAGGCCUUUCUUGUGUCUUGCUCCUUUUCCUUCCUGUUCAUCAUCCCUCAAUGGCUGCAAGGUUCUUGGUGACGUGCAUAUGUGAAUCAGUCACCACAGGAGAAAUACCACAAUUCAGUUUUCCACACCACUUCAAGCACCAUCAUUUUCAAAGGAAGCCAUUUAUAAUUCAGCUGUGUGAGUCACUGAAUUACAACUUAUCAAGUGAUGUCCGUGCAUUUGUCAGUUAACCCUUAUCUUCGGCAGGCCUCUUGACAGCACAAAUUUUCUAUUCUUCUUCUUCUUCCUAUACUUUGCCUCUUGCUUUGAUUUUUCUUCCUUUAGUGCUCAUUCAUGUAGUGGCUCACCUAGAAUAUAAUGCUCACCUAGAAGCAAAGAAAGCAUCUCAUGGAAGGGUAAAUUCUUCUGAACAGCUCAGCAUGAAACAUAACAUCUACUAGUCUUCUACUAGUUGCCCAAAUGGCUAGGUUCAUUUUGGUAAUUACAAAGGGUAUCCUAUUUCAGUGAGAAUCAUUUUAUUACCUCUGCAAUAUAUCAUAACAUGGUACUCUGGCUCACCUCUAUAUGUGACAUAGCUCAUACCAUAGUGUGUGUGUAAUGGGCCACUGUUUGAACAGAAUAUGAAAAACAGAAAGGUUCCCAGUUUGCAAAAGAGUCAGGCAAGGCUGCAUUCUUUCACUCUAUUUGUUCAACUUGUAUGCAGAAAA